UUUGCAGUUGUGAGCACAAAGAAAACCUCCUCCAUCUCCCUCGUCGUCUCCGACCUCUCUCCCUCUCUUGGCCUCUUUUGUCUUCGCUUUUGCUACAAAUAGAGACCAGAUUCCUAAAGCCUCUCAUUUAUCGUUUUUCAAUUCCAAACUUUGACUGAUAAUUUUCUUUUCGCGGAAAAUUUACAGUGCUCGAGAAGGUUGAGACUGUUUUUUGGCUUCCUUUACCCAACAUGAACCGAAUUUGCUUCCUGUAACUGGUGUGUAUUUUUUUUCCUCCAAUUCCCUUGUUUAUUGGAUUAGUUUGAGUGUAUUGUUUCUGGGUUUUCCUAUUACUCCGUUUUAGAGCUCCAAGAUCUGAAAAUAUUGUGGGCAUGCGGAUUUGUAAGGCUAUUCUUGUCGGAUUCGUUAUUAGGUUUAAUGCAUUGGAUAUAACUGUAUAACGGUGUGUAAGGAGAUUUUAGGGGAAGAUUUGAUCUGGGUUUUUGAAAUUUGAAGCAAUUAGUUUUGUGGGUAGAAUUUGUUCUGGUUUUUUGGAGAUGAAGAUUGAAGCGGGUACGGUCGCUGGAGGGUGGAGAGACGAUGACAAGGACAUGGUUGCUGCCGUUUUGGGGACACGAGCUUACGAUUACUUGAUUUCGAACUCAGUCUCUAACGAUAAUCUCUUAAUGACAUUAGGAAGCGAUGAGAAUUUGCAGACCAAGCUCUCUGAUCUCGUGGAGCGACCCAACUCUUCCAAUUUCAGCAGCUGGAACUACGCGAUUUUCUGGCAGAUUUCACGGUCCAAGUUUGGGGAUUGGGUGUUGGGAUGGGGAGAUGGGUCUUGUAGGGAGCCCAGGGAGGGAGAGCAAUCACCCGCCAUGAGAACUCUCAGUCUCAGGCUUGAUUAUGAAAUUCAGCAGAAGAUGAGGAAGAGGGUGCUUCAUAAGCUCCAUACAUUAUUUGGGGGUUCUGAUGAAGAUAAUUAUGCUCUGGGUCUGGACAGGGUUACCGAUACUGAGAUGUUCUUUUUGGCAUCAAUGUAUUUCUGCUUCCCUCGCGGACAAGGUGGUCCUGGGAAGUGUUUUGCUUCAGGGAAGCACUUUUGGAUCUAUGAUGCAUUGAGAUCAGGUACUGAGUAUUGCCUGAGGUCAUUUCUUGCUAAGUGUGCUGGUAUCCAGACCAUUGUAUUGAUACCAACGGAUAUUGGGGUGGUUGAAUUGGGGUCGGUAAGAUCUGUACCGGAAAACUCGCAGUUGGUGCAGUCAAUAAGGCUAUCUUUCUCAUCCAAUCCAUCACCACUGAUUAGUGUUGAUAGGCCAGUAGGUGCUGCUAUGCCAGGGGUGAAUGAAAAGAAAGGUGUGAAUUCCCAAUUUUCUCAUUUGGGGAUAGCGGAGAGAAGGGAAGGGGUUUCGAAGAUUUUGGGGCAGGAGUUGAACAAUUUAGCUCAUUUUAAUGCUGGCCAUCCCCAGUUUAGGGAGAAACUUGCUGUGAGAAAGAUGGAGGAGAGGCCUUCAUGGAAUGCUUACCAAAAUGGGAAUAGGCUUGGAGUUCCGCCUGCUCGGAAUGGUCAUCAUGUCUCGAAUUGCGCGCAGAGUUACAGUGUCAAACAAGGGACUGCGACGGAUAUCUAUAAAACUCAGAGUUCUGUUAACAAUCUACAAGAUCUUGUAAAUGGGGUUACGGAAGAGUUUCGGCUUAAUAACUUCCAGUCACAGAAGAAGGGUCCAAUGCAAAUUGAUUUUUCAGGGGCUACUUCAAGGCCUUCUGUCAUUUCUAUGCAGCUUAGUGCAGAAUCUGAGCAUUCAGAUGUAGAGGCUUCGUGUAAGGACGUGGGGCCAGGCGCAGCUGAUGAUAGGAGACCCCGGAAACGUGGCAGGAAGCCUGCAAAUGGAAGAGAUGAACCACUUAACCACGUCGAGGCUGAAAGGCAGCGGAGAGAGAAGCUUAACCAACGGUUUUAUGCAUUGCGAGCUCUGGUGCCGAAUAUAUCAAAGAUGGACAAAGCUUCCUUGUUGGGAGAUGCCAUUUCUUAUAUCAAUGAGCUUCAGGCAAAGCUCAAAGCCUUGGAAGCCGAGAGGGAGAAAUCAAAUACCUUUUCUUUUGACGGAAAUCAUAUGUGGCCUGCUGAUGUUGAUAUUCAAGCUUCCCAUGAUGAGGUUAUUGUAAGGGUGAGCUGCCCUUUGGAUUCGCAUCCUGCAUCGAGAGUCAUCCAAGCGUUGAAAGAUUUGCAGAUCAGCAUGGUUGAGUCGAAACUCGCCACAGCUAACGAUACUGUAUUCCAUACAUUUGUCGUCAAAUCUCAAGGAUCCGAGCAGCUCACAAAGGAGAAGUUGAUUGCAGCAAUUUCCCGCGAAUCCAAAGCCAUACAGCCAUUGCCAACAUCAUUUGGGUAGCACAAUGAUCUGCAAUUCGCUAUAGUCCAUAAAGGAUAAUAUCCUUGGAGGAGCGUUUUUCGAUGCUUCUUCAGACGUUUUUGGUACACAACAAAGAGAUCAGUAGAUAACUGCUUAUUAACCAAAAUAGGACAGCAAAUUUUCUAUGAUUGUUUAUAGUAUACAUAUUCUGUUUUACAAUUAUAUUUUUGCAAGGUGAAUUAAAUUUGCCAGUCCUAACCAGCAACGAUUGUUGGUUACUUAAGCAACUGAUAAAUUUAUUUGGCUUUACAGGGUUGUUUCUUUACAUUUUUUUCUUGCUAAUACAAGUGAGUUCCCUGUGUCACUGAACCUUUUUUCC
Molecule: messenger RNA, 2712 nt
Organism: Tripterygium wilfordii
Lineage: Eukaryota; Viridiplantae; Streptophyta; Magnoliopsida; Celastrales; Celastraceae
Product: transcription factor MTB2-like
Exons: 1
Coding region: 537-2372 (611 amino acids)
Biological process (GO): regulation of DNA-templated transcription
Cellular component (GO): nucleus
Molecular function (GO): protein dimerization activity; DNA-binding transcription factor activity; transcription cis-regulatory region binding
Source: RefSeq, a predicted model, not a curated record